AUGAAUCAAAACCUGGCAUUUAAUAAGACGGUAACAGUGAGUCAGAAAUACAACAACAAGGACUUUGACCCCAGCCUCGCUGUGGAUGGUGACCACAGUACGGACCUCUUAAAGUGUUCACUAACUGCUUCCGGUCAGAAAGAGGCAUGGCUUACUGUGGACCUAGGGGAAGAAAAAAACAUUGCUGCUAUUGCCUUCGUACAUGGAGGCUCUUCUACUUUAUUUGCAAAUGGAAAUUAUGAAUGUGAUGGAAAUGAAGCAGUUUUACGCGAUUGUUCACAUAGCUCGAAGCAGUGUUUUUCAGGAAAAAGGACCUCUCUUACCUGUAAAGAGGGUGAUACGUUGGCGGGAAUAUCUGUAUGUGUAUCAGAAACACCGGACUGGAGAACAGGGACUCUGUGUUAUCAACACGACAUAGAACAACCACUGAAUAACACCAUUAAUUUGGAUUGUGUAACUUCCGGUCGCUACGUGACGCUAUUUAAUUCACGGAAUGAAACAUACUUUCCGGAUUUAUCUGCGUUUGCUUACAUUAAUAUUUGUGAAAUACAUAUCAUAGGUUGUGAUAUCGGAUAUUAUGGUGAAAAAUGCACAAAAUGUCCAGAUAACUGUUUAAAUGGGAAUUGCCAUAUUCAAAUCGGACAUUGUUUUGACUGUAAAGAUGGCUUCAAAGAUGACAGGUGUGAAAAAGAGUGUAACAAGGAAUGCCCUUGCACGCGUUAUGGACCAAACUGUAACGCUUCUUGUUAUAAACACUGUCAACAUAAAUUAUGCAAUCCUAUAAAUGGCUCCUGUUUAGAGUGUAUUAAAUCUCGCUCUGGUGAUUUUUGUGAAAUUGAACUACCUGCUGAAGCAACAUUUGAUACAGUAUCACUCUUUAUCGCAGCAACUACUGUUUUGUUAAUAUUAGUGGUUGUAUUUACAUUAUACACUUUGAAACGGAAAUGUAUGUCUUCAAGACAAGCGUUAGCACGAGAUUACGACGCUUCGGAAGUUAAACCAACUGACAGUAAAUAUGACACACUUCAAGAAGCAGACAGAGUUGGAACAGAUACAGCAGCAGAGUACAUGGAGAUAACAGUUAUUACUGGCUGA
Messenger RNA from Magallana angulata, 1095 nucleotides. RefSeq names its product multiple epidermal growth factor-like domains protein 6. Lineage: Eukaryota; Metazoa; Mollusca; Bivalvia; Ostreida; Ostreidae. The coding region runs from base 1 to 1095 and encodes 364 amino acids. The transcript has 8 exons. The record is from RefSeq and is a predicted model, not a curated record.